GUACCCGGGGAGAAGCUCAUAUACCUAAGUAUUCGACGCAUACUUACUACCUCAUAUAUCUCACCCCACAUCGACUUUUGAGUCCAGUCGACGAGGACAUAAUAUUAUUCAAAACAACAUAUACUAGGUACUCAAAGCGAAACCAAUCACCAUGGGCAAUACGGAAGCGCUCUUCUCAGCAUCUCUCAUCUCACCAGUGAUUGCUGGUUCCUUCCCUGCCGACUUCACCAUCCGUCCAUUAGAGAAGGGAGACUACGCAAAAGGCUUCCUGGACUGCCUGCGCGUCCUCACAUGGAUGGGCGAAGUCAGCGAGGCCGAGUUCAACGAGCGAUUCGAUGAGAUGCUAGAGGCAAAAGGCACGUACUACUUUGCGGUGAUCGAGCACGCGGGCCGGGUCGUCGGAACGGGGGCCUUGGUUGUCGAAAAGAAAUUCAUACACCAGCGCGGCAAGUGCGGACACAUCGAGGAGAUCUCGAUUGCGAAGGAGCAUCAGGGCAAGGGGCUUGGGCUGAAGAUGAUCCAGACUCUGGACUCCGUAGCGAUUAAUCUGGGAUGUUAUAAGAAUAUCUUGAACUGUGGAGCAAAGAACGAGCCGUUUUAUGUUAAGUGCGGAUAUAAGAGCUCGGGGAUGGAGAUGUCGCAUUACUUUGAGGAGGAGCGUGAUGAGUAUCAUCGAGGAUAAUGAUGGGAGGAGGAGGUAAAUAGGUGGGGCGGGGGGUUCAUAGGUAGGUACCUAGGUAAAGAGGCAAAGGGGCUGGGUCUCUUAGAUAUAUUCUAAGGGGUUAUAUGGUAGUAGUCGAAGUUGGUUGAUCAUUGUAUGGGCUUGUCAAUCGGGAUUCGAAUAGGGAACAAACACUAGGUUAGAAUGCUUAUAGAGGUUGUUGCUAAUGGCCCGUAUCAAGAGUGAGAUAUAAUUCUAACAAUCUAGCUUGAU
Molecule: messenger RNA, 934 nt
Organism: Daldinia decipiens
Lineage: Eukaryota; Fungi; Ascomycota; Sordariomycetes; Xylariales; Hypoxylaceae
Product: acyl-CoA N-acyltransferase
Exons: 2
Coding region: 152-682 (176 amino acids)
Biological process (GO): UDP-N-acetylglucosamine biosynthetic process
Cellular component (GO): endoplasmic reticulum-Golgi intermediate compartment; Golgi apparatus; endoplasmic reticulum
Molecular function (GO): glucosamine 6-phosphate N-acetyltransferase activity; monosaccharide binding
Source: RefSeq, a predicted model, not a curated record